CUGAGUGCCAGUAAUGAUGAGGGAUCAAGUCCUUGGAGCCCUGUUGUUACGUUUUCAACACUUCCCGAUAAACCUGAUAAACCUGGGAAACCUUGUUUGAAAGGCCGGGCACAUUCAACCUUUUUCAAAGUGGCAUGGGAUCCACCUAAGGAUGAUGGUGGUUGCCCCAUAACAGAAUAUCAGUUGGAAAUGGAUUGUGGAGAUGGUUUUAAUUUAAUUUAUUCUGGUCAAGAAUUAGAAUUUUUAUGUGAGAAUCUGCUGCCAGGGAAGUCUUACUCUUUUAGAGUUCAGUGCAUUAGUCCAGGAGGAACAAGUGCUUGCUUGCUUUGUACUGAAGCUAAAGAAAAUAAGUUCCUGAGUGAAAAUGCUUUACUGCAACUUUCCAAGAAAAAGUUCAGUGAAAAUUACUGUCAUGUGAAAUUGUAUUUCACAAAUUUCUGUUUUCUGAUAUCGGGGUUUGCUGUUACAUCACCUGUUGUUCCAGGAAAAUGUCAACCCCCAAAGUUGUAUGGAAAACCAAAGGCCUUAUCUAUACAUAUAAAGUGGGCUUAUCCUGAGUAUGAUGGAGGAAGUGAAAUCUUAGAAUGUGAAGUAGAAGUUAUGUAUCCAGAUGAAACUUCUCGAUCAGCUUAUAAAGGACCUGGCACAGACUGUGUUGUAGCAGGUUUGCUGCCUGGCCGUCGGUAUUCAUUCCGUAUUCGUGCAUACAAUAAAGUUGGGGCUAGUCAGUGGUCUGAUCCUUUUGAAGUUAUGAGCGGUGCUGGGACACCUGAUAUGCCAAAGGAUGUUCAGGCUGUGUCUCGAUCUCCUCACUGCAUAUUUGUAUCUUGGUCUGAACCAGCAAAUAAUGGUGCUACUAUUACUGAAUAUCGUCUAGAAAGUAAACAUGAUGAAAAGAAUUUUGAAUUGGUGUAUUCAGGUUCCUUAUGUUGUGCUGAAGUGAAAUCCUUAAUUCCUGCCACCAUGUAUUAUUUUCAUGUGCAAGCUGUAAAUUCUGCUGGAGCAGGUCCUUUCUGUGAGUGUGUGUCUUAUCAGACACCUCCCUCUUCACCAGGAUCUGUAUCCACUGCAAAUAUCAAAAGUAUAGUUGGUGCUUCUACUAUUGCAUUAUCCUGGAAAGAGCCAAACAAUCAUGGUUCACCCAUUCUUAGCUAUAAUAUUGAAGUUGGAGAUGUAUUACAUACAACUGAUGGAGACAAUCCAGAAAUCUGUAUAGAAGGUUUAGUGCCAGAAACGACAUACAAAAUACGUAUCCAAGCAAUAAACAAUGUUGGUCCGGGUCCAUUCAGUUCAUCAUUAAAAAUAGUAACUAGAGGACUUCCACCUUUGCCACCAAUCUUAGAGUGUUGUGGUUAUUCACAUAACAGUUUACGUCUGAAGUGGGGUGAUGGGAAGAAUUCUGAUUUGAAAACUUAUACACUCGAGCUUGAAAACCCACAAACAAAAAGGUUUAUGCCUGUAUAUCAAGGUCCAGGUCAUACUUUCAAAGUGACAAAACUUCAAGAAAUCACAUCAUAUAGUUUUAGAAUAUAUGCCUCUAAUGAAGAAGGAGAUGGUCAUUGUUCAGAUGUUUUUACUUUUAACACUCAACGUGCACUGCCACCUGCCCUGAAAGCUCCCAAAGUUACUAAUAUUACUGAAACAUCCUGCAUUGUGGAAUGGUUGACUGCAAAGCCAAUAGGAGAGGAUAUGCUAUCUUAUAAACUGCAGAUUGGUACAAAGGAAUCAGAUUUUCAUGUAGUAUAUACUGGUAUUCAGAAUACCUUUUCUGUGCACAAUCUUUCACCUGGGACUGAAUAUUCCGUUCGAGUGGCUGCUGUGAGGCAUUGUAGUGAUGGAGAACUCCCUGGGCCAUUUAGUCCAUGCUCUGUAUUUUGCACAAAUUUUGUGAACUUAACUGAAACUCAUCCUCCCAAAUUUUUAUCUGUUGUGAGAAGCCUAAAAAAUCGACAGCCUUUAACAGAUCAACAGUGGGCCAUGAUCAUUUUAUGUGGGUUUACUUUUUUUGCUAUUUGUGUGGCCAUCAUCAUUCAGCAAGGACUUUCUUAGCAGUAGAAACAUUUUACAGUUAAAUUUUCAAGGUGUAUUUUUAAAUAGAAAAUUCCAAUUUUUUUUGUAUAUAUGUGUACUGUGUGCUUGUACAUGUUUCAAAUUCUGUAGUAACAUACAAUUUAUUUUCCUGAAUGAGAGUGAGCUUGAUUUAAUCUGGAGUGUAAUUUUUGAGAAUACUACUUGAUUCAAGAAAAUAUUUUUAUAGGAUAUUGAUUCUUUUAUAUAUAUAUAUAUGAUGCAUAUAUCUAUAUAUCUAUAUAUAUAUACAUAACAUACACACAUUCCUAUUUCAUCUACCUCUCGCUUCUGUCAUUUCAAUCCCAAAUUUUCAGAGAGGUGUUUGUUAGUCUUUCUGUGCAAUGUGUUUUCCUUGAAAUAAGUAUAUGGUGCUGUUCUGAUGUGUAUAGUGUUACUUCCAUUUCAGAUUGUGCAUGCCAAUGUAAUGGUGCUGGCCUCUUGGAAAAGUGGUAUAACAUUGAAUAAAAUAUGGUGUAUGUUAGAUUAUAUUUUUUAUUUGCAUUAUGUAGAUUAUUUUUCUUUUGCCCAAAACAUGAGAAAAUGUAGAUCUUGCUGAAAUAUGUGAUAAUCGAUUUAUACCUGUUUCUUCUCGUUUGAAUUAAAUAUUUGAUCUUUGAGUGUUUCUUGGCUGUUUUAUUGAAGUGUGUGAUCUUUGGGGCAUUUUUUGUGUAUGUGAGAUAACUGUAUAUUAAAUAUUCAUUAUUUUUAUAUAUUCAACUAAGAACUGUAAUACGAAGUUACAACUGCUUCAGUAUUCUCAGACAUGCCUAAGCAUAAAUUAUUUGAAAUGAUAUAUUGUUAGUAUGUGUAUAAUCAUUAUAUAAAAAUAUGAAGUAAUUUCUUUAUUUCUCCUCCCCCCUCUUUUUUGUUGUUGUUAUGCUUUCAUACUUGCCAUAGUAUAGCUUUGUGAUGUUGAGAAAGUAUGCAUUACUGUAAUUGAAGGUAUUUUAAUUUUUCACAAUAUCUAAAUCCAGUUUUCCAGAGCUAUGUAUUGGACAAUUAUACUUAUUUGAUUUUUCCAACUUGUGUCAUUUUUAAAGGAUAUAUUUUGAAUAAUAAGCUUGGUUUUAGGAUGUAUUUAUAUAUAGUUUGUGUAUAAAAAUGUUCUGUAUUUUGGGUUUGCUGGUGAAUUUGAAAGAGAUUCUUAGUAUUUUUAUUAUAUCUCUGUUUAUAAUUAUGUAAAAUAUUCUGCUAUUAGCAGUGCAUUUAGAAUCAAUCUUAUUUAAAUGAGUAUUAUUAUGUGCUGAUUUACUGAAUUGUUUUAACUUCAUCUUUUAAUGUUAGUGACUGAUAAAAAAAAUGAAGAACGGGUAUGCUUCAUUUUAAGUAAUUAUUUUACAAUGAUUUUGUUAAUGUUUGCAGUUUGUUAGGAGGUACUUUAUGAAAAGUAAAUAUUUAUACUUUGUUACACAGUAGUUAUGUGCUGGCACGUGUAAAAUAAAUAUAUUCUGUUCACAUUCUGUUGUACUUAUGUUUUGCAUUUAUUUAUGUAUUGUUAGUUUGAUUUGUAAAAAAAAAAAAAAAAAAAAAAAAAAAAAA
Messenger RNA from Stegodyphus dumicola, 3609 nucleotides. Its product is annotated as fibronectin type-III domain-containing protein 3A-like. The record is from RefSeq and is a predicted model, not a curated record. Gene Ontology annotation, molecular function: protein binding. NCBI's taxonomy places the organism in Eukaryota, Metazoa, Arthropoda, Arachnida, Araneae, Eresidae.